This is a messenger RNA of Gossypium raimondii (Peruvian cotton), 2031 nucleotides long. Its product is annotated as choline/ethanolaminephosphotransferase 1. Gene Ontology annotation, cellular component: membrane. The coding region runs from base 728 to 1768 and encodes 346 amino acids. Gene Ontology annotation, molecular function: phosphotransferase activity, for other substituted phosphate groups. The record is from RefSeq and is a predicted model, not a curated record. The transcript has 17 exons. NCBI's taxonomy places the organism in Eukaryota, Viridiplantae, Streptophyta, Magnoliopsida, Malvales, Malvaceae. Gene Ontology annotation, biological process: phospholipid biosynthetic process.
UUUUAUAACUGGAAGGGACUAAAGUUGGUAUUAGUCCAUUUCAUCAAGGGGAGCCAAGGCCCCCUUUGUGUGAAAGUAAUUUUGUCAUCUCUAUUUGUGCUUUGAAUAACCAUAGUUUUUAUUUGCUGCUUCAUUUUGUUAGUGUUGUUUACUUGUUUUGAAACACUGGUUCCUAUCUACACCUGUUUGAGUGUUGCUAGUGGAUUGUGAUAUUUGAUAUAGAGCUGAACUUGGAGGAAGGGAAUGGAAUUAUCAAUGUGAAAGCAGAGACGAAGCUAGAAAUUCGGUUUUGGGGGGUCAAAAUAAAAUUUUAAAAGUUUGGGGGUUGAAAGUAAACAUUAUAUUUGAAUAGGAUUUAAAUUGAAUAUUUUAUAACUGGAAGGGACUAAAGUUGCUAUUAGUCCAUUUCAUCAAGGGGGGCCAAGGCCUCUGCCUUUCCCCUUAGUUACGCCCUUGUGUGAAAGUAUAAGUUUUAAACGCUAUAUCAUGCUUCAUUUGAGCUUUAAGUAUUUGCCUGUUUUUCAAUGAUAUUUGCCGGCACUAACAAAUUUAUGUUUCUAUAUGUGUUUGCUACUCGGUUGGUUGUUCUUUUUUCCAGACCAAACAUGGUAUGUAAUGCUUACUACUUCUAAAUUGUGAUUUUCUAUUAACAUACGAACUCGGACAUGCUUAUACAUGUAUAUGCAUGUUUACUAUUACACCUGAUUUAUUUGAUUACUAAAUUGGUAUGCUUUUGUUUCUUAAGAUAACACUUAUGGGAUUUAUGUUCUUGGUUACCUCAGCAGUGCUUGGCUAUGUUUAUUCCCCUCACUUGGAUUCACCUCCACCAAGAUGGGUUCAUUUCGCUCAUGGGUUACUUCUAUUUUUAUAUCAGACUUUUGAUGCUGUCGAUGGGAAGCAAGCAAGAAGAACAAACUCCUCUAGUCCCCUUGGAGAACUUUUCGACCAUGGGUGCGAUGCGCUUGCAUGUGCGUUCGAAACCAUGGCCUUUGGGAGCACUGCUAUGUGUGGAAGGGACAGUUUCUGGUUCUGGGUAAUUUCAGCUGUUCCAUUUUACGGAGCUACAUGGGAACACUAUUUCACCAAUACGCUGAUCCUUCCCGUAGUUAAUGGGCCAACUGAGGGUCUUGCUCUGAUAUAUGUAAUGCACUUUUUGACAGGAUUUUUGGGUGCCCAUUGGUGGGUUGAACAAUUCGGAAGAUCCAUACCCAUCUUCAGUUGGGUACCUUUUCUUAAUGAAAUUUCAACAUACAGAGUUGUGCUGUAUAUUAUGAUAGCAUUUGCUGUUAUACCUACUGUCGGCUGCAAUAUACAAAACGUCCAUAAGGUCAUUCAGGCACGAAAAGGAAGCAUGUUACUUGCAUUAGCAAUGCUUUAUCCUUUCGUUGUACUCAUGGGAGGAGUGCUUAUUUGGGAUUAUUUGUCGCCUUCGGAUAUAAUGGGAAAUUACCCACACUUGGUUAUACUAGGAACUGGACUUGCAUUUGGGUUCCUUGUGGGACGGAUGAUUUUGGCUCACUUGUGUGACGAACCCAAGGGACUAAAAACAAACAUGUGCAUGUCGCUCUUGUAUCUUCCAUUGGCAAUUGCAAAUGCUCUUACAGCUAGGCUGAAUGAUGGUGUUCCUCUAGUUGAUGAUUUUUGGGUUCUUCUUGGUUACUGUGUAUUCACGGGAUCACUCUAUUUACACUUUGCCACAUCGGUUAUUCAUGAAAUUACGACAGCUUUGGGAAUUUAUUGCUUCAGGAUAACUAGGAAAGAGGCUUGAAUAUCAAGAAUGGGUGACAAAAGACUCAUUUUUACAGGUUUCCUCGAUGCCGAACCAGUUCAUAACUUUUGUUCAGGCAGAACAAGAAACGCUGCUGCUGAAGUGAUUCAGGUAUUUUUUGUCGAUGAUUGCUGUAGCUCAUCAACAUUGUUAUAAAUGUUUUGUUAGAAACAGGAAAGGAAAAUUUAGAUAUGCAAAACUCUUCAACCUAUGACUUUUGGUGUAUGAGUGAUUCAUUUUAUGAAAUCAAAGUUUUUGAAGCA